CAUUCCUACCAUGUGUCAAGACUUUAACCUGUCGUUCUUCUGCCAGCGUGAGCCGAACUCCACGUCGCCGUUUCCUCUCAACCCUCCAAACUUUGCGAUGUCCUACUUCACCAUGACCUUCGGGAUCCUCUCUAACCUAAUCGGCCUGGCCAUCGUCUCCGCAUCCUACACCCGCUUCCACCACCGAGCGAAGACGCCAUUUCUGCUGCUCGCAGCCACUCUUCUUAUGAGCGACCUGGCAGGACAUUUGGUCACCGGCGCAUUCGCUUUGCACCUCCAUCUCGGAAGAGUCAAGAGGCAACGAGUAGCAAGCAGGGAGGCAAGCGAACCCCCUCAGGUUUUCUGCAAACUUUUCGGUGCCUGCAUGGUCUUCUUUGGCUUGACUCCUCUCCUCCUGGGUAGCGCCAUGGCCGUGGAGCGGUGCAUGGGCAUCAGGCAGCCACUCCAGCACUCUGCUGUGGCCACCACGGCCCAUAUUCGCCACUGUGUCCUCCUGCUCAUCACCAUGGCCUUUACUUUAGCAGCGCUCCCCUUGUUCAAUGUGGGUACCUACGCACCUCAGUUUCCUGGUACCUGGUGUUUCCUUCCUGUACACGGUGCUCUCUCGAGUGCUGACGCCGGCCUGGCAUUGGCCUUCUCGAGCCUGGGCCUGGCAGCUCUAACAGUCUCUGUACUAUGUAAUGCUGUGAGUGGGCUGACGUUGCUGCAGGCCAGGUUUAACAACCAAGGAGGAAAACUGACCGCCUCCAGGAGACGCAGAUCGUCUAUGUCAUCUGGGCAUUUGCUGGAUGUGGAGAUGAUGGUGCAGCUAGUGGUCAUAACCGUGGUGUCCUCCGUCUGCUGGAGUCCCUUCCUCAUUUACAUCUCCAUGUCAGUGAGACAGUUCUACCGAGGCGAUACCGAUCCAGACCCGCAGUAUAAGCAGCUGCUGCUGCUGGGUUUGAGGAUGGCAUCCUGGAACCAGAUCCUGGACCCGUGGGUGUACAUCCUCCUGAGGCGGGCCGUGCUGCAGCGGGUGUGUGGAAUGCUUUGGCCCAGCAGAGUCAUUUUUAGCCACAGCAGCUCGUGCAGGAGUUCAGAGCGACCGGAAAUCCAUUUGCACUGACUUUACUCAAUGUCACACAUU
Messenger RNA from Ictalurus punctatus (channel catfish), 1126 nucleotides. RefSeq names its product prostaglandin E receptor 1c (subtype EP1) (gene ptger1c). Gene Ontology annotation, molecular function: thromboxane receptor activity; prostaglandin E receptor activity. The record is from RefSeq and is a predicted model, not a curated record. The transcript has 2 exons. Gene Ontology annotation, biological process: positive regulation of cytosolic calcium ion concentration; adenylate cyclase-activating G protein-coupled receptor signaling pathway; inflammatory response. The coding region runs from base 11 to 1105 and encodes 364 amino acids. NCBI's taxonomy places the organism in Eukaryota, Metazoa, Chordata, Actinopteri, Siluriformes, Ictaluridae. Gene Ontology annotation, cellular component: plasma membrane.